This is a messenger RNA of Arctia plantaginis, 333 nucleotides long. The record is from the annotation of a GenBank genome assembly. NCBI's taxonomy places the organism in Eukaryota, Metazoa, Arthropoda, Insecta, Lepidoptera, Erebidae.
AUGCACGAUAUUGACGGCAUGUAUUUACGAUACCAAUUUGAUGGCCCUUUAGUGAUGACUCCAUCGCCACCUAAUUUUAAUGAACCAAGACUGGGCACAUCAUCAUCUACGCAUUCAGAGCCUCCAUUUCAUUAUGGGCAGGCGAAUCAAAAUGCUUAUUACCAAAAUAGACAAGUAUUAUCAGCCCCACCUUCUAAUAUUAUUAUUCAAUCCAACCGGCUACGUCGUACUCCAGAUUACGAGUAUCCUGUCCUUCAUAUACCAGGGAACCAAGAUGCAAACACAUCUGAUCAUAAGAAUGAUAUAGUUCAGACAGCUUUUGACUUAAUUUAA